This is a messenger RNA of Cynara cardunculus var. scolymus (artichoke), 1880 nucleotides long. RefSeq names its product MLO-like protein 4. The transcript is spliced from 15 exons. Lineage: Eukaryota; Viridiplantae; Streptophyta; Magnoliopsida; Asterales; Asteraceae. The coding region runs from base 1 to 1686 and encodes 561 amino acids. Gene Ontology annotation, biological process: defense response. Gene Ontology annotation, cellular component: membrane. The record is from RefSeq and is a predicted model, not a curated record.
AUGGAGGAAACUUUGAUUAGAGAAGGGAGAUCUUUGGCUGAAACACCAACAUGGGCUGUUGCAACAACCAUCACUUUCAUGGUUUUUGCUUGUUUGUUGGUUCAAAGAUCGAUUUACAGAUUUGGGAGGUGGUUGAAGAAGACAAGGAGGAAGGCUCUGUUGGCUUCUUUAGAGAAGAUCAAAGAAGAGCUUAUGCUUCUUGGACUCAUAUCUUUAUUAUUGGGACAAUGGGCAAGGGUGAUUUCACAGAUCUGUGUCGAUUCCUCGCUAUUCAGCAGUAAAUUCUUCCUUUGCUCCAAAGAAGAUUUCGAGAUGGGAAAGUUUACUGUUUUCUCAAGAUUAUCGUCUUUUUCAAAUGAGACUGAUAUACCUCCCGAAGGGCUUAAUGUUCACCCUCAUCAUCAGUGUGGUGAGGGACGAGAACCUUUUGUUUCUUAUGAAGGUCUUGAGCAGCUUCACCGUUUCUUGUUUGUUCUCGGGAUCACUCAUGUUCUCUAUAGUUGUGUGUCUGUCGGUUUGGCGAUGAUCAAGAUAUACAGCUGGAGGAAAUGGGAAUACCAAGCAAGCCUCUUGGCAGCUGAAAACUUGCAAGCAAGGAAGACCAAGAUCAUGAGGCGCCAAACUACUUUCAUUCAACAUCACGCAUCUCAUCCAUGGAGCAGGAGCCGGAUUCUCAUUUGGAUGCUUUGCUUUCUACGACAAUUCAAAAGUCCAAUGGAGAAGUCGGAUUACUUGGCUUUGCGGUUGGGUUUCAUCACCACUCACAACUUGCCGUUUUCUUAUAAUUUCCACAAUUAUAUGGUCCGAAGCAUGGAAGAUGAAUUCUAUGAGAUCGUGGGAAUCAGCUGGCUGCUUUGGGCUUAUGCCAUACUGUGCAUCUUCGUAAACAUUCACGGUCUUAACGUUUACUUCUGGAUUUCUUUUGUCCCUGCCAUCCUAGCAUUGUUGGUCGGGACAAAACUUCAGCAUGUGGUCUCCUUGUUAGCACUUGAAAUAGUGGAGCCAAGGGGGCCGUCCGUCGGAGGAACGCAAGUGAAGCCACGCGACGAGCUUUUCUGGUUCGGUAAACCCGAAAUAUUGUUGCGGUUGAUACAGUUUAUCUCGUUUCAGAAUGCCUUUGAGAUGGCAACAUUCAUCUGGUCUGUGUGGGGAUUCAAACAGCGGGAUUGUUUCAUGAAGAACCAUGCGAUGAUAGUUAUUAGGCUGACUUGUGGGGUUCUUGUUCAGUUUUGGUGUAGCUAUAGCACCGUGCCUCUGAAUGUCAUCGUCACACAGAUGGGUUCUCGGUGUAAGAAAGCUCUGAUUGCAGAAAGCGUUCGGGAUUCUCUUCACAGUUGGUGCAAACGAGUAAAAGAAAGAUCGAAAACGCUUCACUCAGUUGCCACAAGAUCAACAUGUUCUCUGGGAUCGACCAUUGACGAAGGCGAUGAAGCGAUUACGGUCGCUUCAGGGACUUUAUCGCAAUCGUCUUCCACCGGCACGCUGAAUCAGAUGGAUGAUAACCGCGAUUCCAACGAUCACGACAAGGGCAUUUUCGGAAACACGGAUCGUUUGCGGGGUCAAGAACUUUCUUUCCGGAUGUCAGAAUAUCUGUCGGAUACCAUGAGACAUGUACCCCAAAAUGAGGACAUUGAAGAAGAUGAAGCUAAAGUUGAAACCCUUCAAGAUUUGUUUCAAAAGACAUGAAGAAAUGGUAUGGAACUUGAAGAUGUAUAAUUGAUAUUGUAUCCAUUGUAGCAGGUAUAGCGAAAAUAAGAGCAUAUCGUUGAUUCGGUACCUUAUGAAACGUUUCCAGGAUGUCGUAGGAUGGUACGUUGGGACGUUUCAAAAGGUGCCGUUACAACAUUUUCAACAGAUAAUUUAUAGUUUUUGUAAAAUAG